This is a messenger RNA of Bipolaris victoriae FI3, 420 nucleotides long. RefSeq lists its product as hypothetical. Lineage: Eukaryota; Fungi; Ascomycota; Dothideomycetes; Pleosporales; Pleosporaceae. The transcript has a single exon. The record is from RefSeq and is a predicted model, not a curated record. The coding region runs from base 1 to 420 and encodes 139 amino acids.
AUGAAGCCGAUUUUGCAGAUUAGUUCGGUCUUGCUCUGGUUCUCAGUAGCUCUGAGCCCUGCAUAUUCCAAAGCCAUACCGUACAAGUCAGUAAGAAAGCCGACCAAGACAAUCUACAUUACUAAUCAGAUCAGUGGAAGUCCUCAAUCCGACCUACUCACUAGCCGACAAGACGUUCAGCUGCCUCAAGCAUGUUGGUCUAGCUGUGAGCUAUCAAGUGGGUGUGGCCGAGGUGUCUGCAGCGUUGGCUCUCUGGCAGCCAGGUUGAGCUUUGCUAGGGGCGUGAUUGCCAACGCCUCUGUCGAGAACUCCGAUGUUGAUAAGAACCCUCUGCACAAGAGAACGUUCCGAUAUAGCGCAGACCAGAGAGACCUACCUGUUAAGAAAACCCCACUAAAGAAUAAUCAACCAGUUAUGUAG